GUCGGUUGGAAGCGGAGCGCAGAUGCUGAUGCUGGUGCUCAGAGGACACGGAGGGAUACAAGCAUCACCGGGAACCGACUGAAAUUAUCGGUAACAUGCGUCAGGACGGAUCCAUGCAGAUGGCCGCGCCACAGAAAGACGGAUCCGAUCAGAACUUUGAUUACAUGUUCAAACUGCUGAUCAUCGGCAACAGCAGUGUGGGAAAGACCUCAUUUCUCUUCCGCUAUGCUGACGACUCCUUCACGUCAGCGUUUGUCAGUACGGUGGGCAUCGAUUUCAAAGUCAAAACCGUCUACAAGAACGACAAGAGGGUCAAACUGCAGAUCUGGGACACUGCCGGACAGGAGCGCUACAGGACCAUCACCACAGCGUACUAUCGAGGGGCCAUGGGCUUCAUUCUUAUGUAUGACAUCACCAAUGAGGAGUCAUUCGGAGCGGUGCAGGACUGGUCGACUCAGAUAAAGACGUACUCCUGGGACAACACUCAGGUCGUCCUGGCAGGGAACAAAUGUGACAUGGAAGAGGAGAGAGUCGUGUCUGUAGAGAACGGCAGACUGCUGGCAGAACGGCUGGGUUUCGAGUUUUUCGAGACGAGCGCCAAAGACAACGUCAACGUGAAGCAGACCUUUGAGCGUCUGGUGGACAUCAUCUGCGACAAGAUGUCAGACAGCUUAGAGACUGACCCUGCCGUUACCACGGGAACCCAAGGAACCGCCCGGUUAUCAGACAACCCUCCUCCACUACAGCAACCUAACUGUGCCUGUUAGUUCUCAGCUUACAGCAGGGUAGCAUACGUGUGUGUGUGUGUGUUUGUGUGUGUAACGUACAUCCAGUAAACAGCGAAGCAUCCUUUAAUGCAUCCGCUCCGACAAGUAGAAUUGUUCCUUCUGUAAGCUCCUCCCACUUUGCAGUUAAGACGUCAAUAGCAAAGCAACACAACGACACACACACACACACCUUUCAGACAUUUUUGUAGUUCUGGAAUUCUUGCCAAUAAAGAUUUAGCGAUUUUGCAGCGCCUGUAAUAUCCGCUGCUUUACUUAGGGUGUGAGUGUGUAGUGUAGAGAUAUGAAUAAUAUUAAUAUAAAUAUGAUGUUAUCUAUAUAGAUAUGAUUCUAUAUGUAGUGUACAUAUAUUUGUAUAUACAUCAGUAAGAACAUAUAAUGUGGAUUUUUUGAGGAGCUGUAAAAUACAGACAAACAAAAGUGUCUUAAAUGUUUCUUUGAUCGUUGUUAAUGAAUUCACAAAUGUAUUUAUCAAAACCACUUUACAGUGAGAAAAGUAUACGCGUUCAGGAGCUGUGUGUGUCCUUGUGACUUUCCCAAACGCUUUUCUUCUUUCUUUAACAAUGUUAGACCUUUUAUAUUCCAAGGCUAUAAAGCUACUCCGUAGAGGACGGGUGGCUUUUAGUACCUUUGAUCUCAUUUUAUGCUCUUGGCCAAACAGUGAUUUAAGAUUUUCAAAGGAAACUGUCACUGUGGUAUGAGAGGACUCAGUGGAGUUCGUAAAAAGAUGGAGAAAUAGGCAAGGAAAUGUGCCAGGCAUCAGUAUUUGUGACUAUGGCCAUGACUGGCACUUAUCGUUCCUUAUAUCGCAGCAAACGAAUCGCUACGCGAGAACCGUUCUGGAGUGUGUCAUUUCACUCCACGAUCAAAAGAAAAAAUAAGAAAUUGUAUGUUGCAUAAAUAUACUCUAAAAACUGCUUUUUUGUUUUCUUGAAGCAGAAUUUUGAUUUGGGAGGGAAGAUGACGCCAGACAGUCACACCAUGUUUUUGUUCCCAGAGUUAAUGUGUGUUAUAAUCAAAGUAGAAUUGAUGUCAGAAUAGAAAAAAACAGACAAACAAAAAUCCACAUUUAAUGAAAUUAAAAAUACACGGUGUUUAUAUGUGUGGUCUUGUGCGUGUAGUACUAAGAAAAGUUUCUAUGACAUUAGGCCGACCAUAUCCGGCACAAUCAGAAACAGAUGACAAUUCAGCAGUCCAUGUAACGCUACUAGAUAACAAUGUGUCCUGAGAAUAUUAAAAAACAGUACAAAUCUUGUUCCCUCAUCGCAAGCCACGGUUAGCAUCAGCCCUGCAUGAAUCUCUAUGGCAUCUCUAUCUAUAUAACUGUAUCUGUAUAAUCUUAUUUAUUAUAUAAUGUGUCCCUCAUGAUGGGGGUCGCAGUGGGCCAGCAAGUGCAAUAUUUCUAAACCCUCUCUUGUACAUAGAUGUGUGUGUGAGUGUGUGUGUGUGUGUGUGUUUGAAGCCACAGAGUGACUGAGAUUAAAUGUAUAGAAAACAACGAUAAACAUCUUUUUGUGCCAAGCUGAUUUUGCACAAAAUCUUAACCAACAUUCAGAUUUUUUCUUGUGUAAGUGUGUGAAUGAGCGUGUUUGUGUACAUACUUCCUGUGAACAAAGUAAACGUGUGUUGUCACCAAAUGAAUUCUAUAGUUUACUUGGUGUGCGUGUGUACAUUUCAUCAAGUUUGAGCAUGUAUAGGGCUAUAUUAUCUGCAGUCGUGUGUCAGAGGCAGGUACAGUUUGUUUUGGAGUAUUCAGUAGUUUUAUACUAGCUGCUAUAAUAGCACGCAUGAUUUUUUCUGUAAAUAAAAAGUUUAUGGAAACGGAUAUGUUUGAACACAUAAAUGUAUUGCGUUUGGUAUGUUUACAAUAAGUGAUGGUGACGUUAAUACCAUGGUAUGUUGUUAUGUACUCAUGAAUUUUAAUGAAUGGUUAUCAUUGUUUGUUAUUUAUUUUCAUGUUUGUUUGGGCAUUUGAAACUUAGAAUUUAACAUUGGACAUAUUUUCAUUUACCACAAAUCCCCUGAUGUAGGAUAUACAAAAAUGUUGACCUUGUUUUUAAGGCUGUGUGUCUAUUCAGUGCCCUCAAAAUACUAAACAUUUAUUUAAAAUGUGACCCCGUCUAAUAAACCCAACUGAAGUCUUUUUUGAUGAUUUACUGUAUCUUACAAAAUAAUGAUUUGAUCAAAAAUCAAUUGACAUGAUGCAGCUUAAAUAUUGAGUGAGUAAGGUCAUGUCAAAGAUUGAAAUUAUAAUGAAAUUCCAUAAUUAUGAGACUUGGAUGUCAGGAUUUCUGAUAUAUUGAAGGAUUUCAAGUCGAUUUGCAGUGUGUGUAUGACAGAGAUGUACUGCUGAAAAUACCAAUAAAUAUUCAUAUUGUGUUGAGA
This is a messenger RNA of Triplophysa dalaica, 3170 nucleotides long. Its product is annotated as ras-related protein Rab-3C-like. The record is from RefSeq and is a predicted model, not a curated record. Gene Ontology annotation, molecular function: GTP binding; GTPase activity. Bases 96 to 767 code for a protein of 223 amino acids. Lineage: Eukaryota; Metazoa; Chordata; Actinopteri; Cypriniformes; Nemacheilidae. The transcript is spliced from 5 exons. Gene Ontology annotation, biological process: regulation of exocytosis; protein localization to plasma membrane; protein secretion. Gene Ontology annotation, cellular component: synaptic vesicle; endosome; plasma membrane.